GCGACGGGAGGCAAAUGAAGUUUGCGGCAGCGAAAAGAAAACAAACUGUUGCAAGGCUUGCUCGGCGUGUUAGGCAAUUUAAUGAAGAAACAUGGCGUCGUAUGAGGAACAACUUUGUACGAGGGCGACGAGCGACGAGCGACAACAACUGGACGCGAAAAUGGUGUUUUACGUCCAAGCCUUCCGAGGAGAGGAGGAGGAAAAAGAGGUUCCACCCCCCCCUUGUGUUAAAGAGGAAGAGGAUGACCCACAGUGCCCUCACGUUAAAGACGAAGAGGAGGUGUUGGAUGUCAGCGAGUUGCCGUUAACUGUUGUCGUCGUGAAGAGCAAAGAUGAUGAAGACGAAGUCGGCGUUAAUGAAGAACCAUGGCGUCGGUCACAGCGUCAUCAUUCCAGUGCACGUGGAGGGAAGUGUGGAGGACUACCAGCAGACAACCUCGUAGCUCCACUGUCACAGAGUGAAGACAUAGAAGAAGCGUUGAGGAAUGACGGAGACAAACACUUGGAAAGCUCUGGAAAGAAGACAACCGACUUGGAUCAAAAACCCUUUAACUGCUCAGUUUGUGGUAAAGUCCUUUCUUAUAAGCGCAGUUUGAACGCGCACAUGAGAACACACACAGGGGAAAAACCUUUUAGCUGCUCCGUUUGUGGUGAAUGUUUUCUUCGAAAGGGAAACAUGAUUAGACACUGCAAGACACACACGAGAGAAAAACCUUUCAGCUGCUCAGUUUGUAGCGAAAGCUUUUCACAUGUGAGUAGUUUAAAUAAACACACGAAAAUGCAUACAGAAGAAAAUAAAUUUACUUGUUCAGUUUGUGGGAAAGGUUUUCCUCGAAAAGGAAAUAUGGUAAGACACAUGAGAACGCAUGCAAGAGCAAAACCUUUUCGUUGCUCCCUUUGCGGCGAUACAUUUACACAAAAGGUCUCAUUGAUUGCACACACAGCGACACACAAGGGAGAAAAACCUUUCACUUGCUCAGUUUGUGGUGAGUGGUAUUCUCACAAGCGCAGUCUUAAAGUACACAUGCGGACGCACACAGGAGAAAAACGCUUCAGUUGCUCCGUAUGUGCUGAAUGUUUUACGUAUAAGCACAAUUUGAUGGCACACAUGGCAACACACACGGGAGAAGAAGCUUUUAGUUGUUCAACUUGUGCUAAAGGGUUUACUUGUAAGCAAAAUAUGAACAUGCACAUGAGGACUCACACGGGAGAAAAACCUUUUGCGUGCUCCAUUUGUGGCGAAAGCCUUUCUUAUAAGCAGAGUUUGAAAGUACACAUGCGGCGACACACAGGAGAAAAACCCUUUAGUUGUUCAGUUUGUGGCGAGAAAUUUGCUCUAAAGGUGACUUUGAUCGCACACAUAGCAACACACACCGGAGAAAAACCCUUUAGCUGCUUGGUUUGCAGCGAAAGCUUUAACUAUAAGCACAAUUUAAAAUCACACAUGCAGACGCACACGGGAGAAAAAACCUUUAGUUGUCUGUUUUGUGGAAAAAGAUUCAGUCAAAAGUCAAAUAUGAUGACACAUAGGAGGACGCACACAGGAGAAAAACCCUUUCUUUGCUUGGUUUGCGGCAGUAAAUUUGGUCACAAAGUGUCUUUGAAUGCGCACAAGCAGACACACGAUGUAAAAUAAACAUUCUCCUGCCUGGUGAUGCGAAAAAAAAAAAAUUCCUAUCAUGUCUUAUUGCGUACUAUUGGAUUAAAUGUUUUGGGACUUCACUGCUGUUCUUCGUCCUUCCUCUGCUUUUAUCUGCUGGAAACAUACCUGAGUAG
Molecule: messenger RNA, 1776 nt
Organism: Phycodurus eques (leafy seadragon)
Lineage: Eukaryota; Metazoa; Chordata; Actinopteri; Syngnathiformes; Syngnathidae
Product: gastrula zinc finger protein XlCGF57.1-like
Exons: 2
Coding region: 92-1636 (514 amino acids)
Biological process (GO): negative regulation of transcription by RNA polymerase II
Molecular function (GO): DNA-binding transcription repressor activity, RNA polymerase II-specific
Source: RefSeq, a predicted model, not a curated record